AUGAACCGGAAUUGCAGACUCGUCGUCGACCACGGAGCAAUCAAACUCCACCGGAAACGUCGUCGACCGCCGGAGGGAAUCUUAGAGACGAUCAGAAGCGGCGGCGGCGACACCAGCUUCGCCGUCUUCCUCGUCUACAGCGUACAUCCCAUCCGACGAAGGUCUCCAUCUUCAGCAUUAGUAGAAUCUCCGGCGAGAUUCGCCGAUGGUGGCGGGGCGACUGCACAUCAGGCGACAAACACUUCAGUCGUGGUGGUCGGACGUGAACGAGACGACGACACGUUCAGUUCAAGCCAUGGCGUGGCGGGGCGGGGCGAUGACCUGUUCAACUCCAUUCAUGGCGGAAACUUGUUCUACCCGAAGUUGAUUAAUGGCGGAAACAUAUUCAACUUGAUUUGGGGAUUAGGAUAUUGUUCAACGACUUACUUGCAAUUUCUUAAAUUUUGA
Messenger RNA from Striga asiatica, 447 nucleotides. Lineage: Eukaryota; Viridiplantae; Streptophyta; Magnoliopsida; Lamiales; Orobanchaceae. The record is from the annotation of a GenBank genome assembly.